CACGCAUACUCCUUCACUGGAAAGAAGAAUCACGACUGGGGCACCUACCGUAUAUAGGAGGCCAGGUGGCCAGCUGUCAGUGUUAGUUAUGUUCGCUAUGUUUCCCGCCUCCAAGGCAGAAAUACCUCAUUGCUGUGACAUGUUAUGCUUUUCUUCGUUCCGGGACCUAUUUCGGAUGUGAACGCAGCGAGGUUCCCGAAGCGCAUUCGACUCGGUUGGGAGCUCGGACUUGCCCAUAACGCCUUUUGCACGCAAACAAUUCCUAAAAGAAUACCAAUAAACUAAUUGCGAUGAAUCAGGCGGCGUUUCUUUCGGGCCUGCACGCGUUCGUUUGCUUCAUCGCUUGCUGGCUUGCACAGGCUAAUGCAGCUAACCCGGAAGUGCAGCUCCUGCUUGAGAAGCCGGGUUGGCGAAGGGCCUGGAGCCAUGAAGACAUGGAACCGCUGUACAACGCCAGCCUCUACCCUGACCUGGCUGUUUUCCGCUCACGUGUACGGCUGGCCUCCGCACUCGGCAUCGCCAACCAGCUGCGCAAGUACCACAUGAACGCCACCCGCGUGCGCAGGAGCACCGCGGUGGUAGUGGUGCGGGGGGGCAGGGUGCAUGGAGUCACCUUUGACGACUUCAACCCCGCCUUCCGAAUACGGCUUGACUCGGUGGUUUCGGAGCUGCAGCGGCACCAGGACGCGGGCUGGGUGGCGCUGGAGGACUCCAUCUUCAUCCUCAACACGCGGGAUGUGCCGCUGUGCCCGCUGGGCUACUGCCUGGUUCCGUUGUUCUCCCCAGUCAAGGAGAUUCGGCAGGGCUCGCAGUCCUCCUACAACGACGACCUGCUAGUGCCGCUGCUGGCCUACCCGCACGAGCAGCUGGUGAACUACCCGGAGGGGGACAAGAUCCCUCGCGGUGCGCUAGCCGCUCACUCCUCCCAGCCCACGAGCGGCUUGGACGGCUCCUCCUGCGCCGCCUUCGUGCGCCGCUUCGCUGCCGAC
Molecule: messenger RNA, 989 nt
Organism: Astrephomene gubernaculifera
Lineage: Eukaryota; Viridiplantae; Chlorophyta; Chlorophyceae; Chlamydomonadales; Astrephomenaceae
Source: the annotation of a GenBank genome assembly